Molecule: messenger RNA, 711 nt
Organism: Ipomoea nil (Japanese morning glory)
Lineage: Eukaryota; Viridiplantae; Streptophyta; Magnoliopsida; Solanales; Convolvulaceae
Product: protein FAR-RED IMPAIRED RESPONSE 1-like
Exons: 4
Coding region: 1-711 (236 amino acids)
Biological process (GO): regulation of DNA-templated transcription
Source: RefSeq, a predicted model, not a curated record
AUGGCUGCUGCUAUUUCUCAAGUGUUUCCAACAUCACGUCAUCGUCUUUGCAUAUGGCAUAGUGGUGAGAAUUCAAAGAAGCAUAUUAAGACGUUAAGGAAUAAUAAGGAUUUCUUGGAUAUGUUUAUUAUUGGUGAAGCUGAGUUUGAAAUUUAUUGGACAAGGAUGGUGACUGGCUAUAAGUGUCAUAAGAAUCCUUGGCUGGAAAAGCUUUAUGACUGUAGGGAGAAGUGGUGUCCAGCAUUUAACAAGGAUUAUUUUUCGGGGGGCAUUUUAUCUUCGCAAAUGAGUGAAACUACAAAUCAUUCGAUUUCUAGAAGGCUAUCUAAGACUGCCGGUCUUUGUGAUUUCUAUUCCUCGUUUGUUAGUGUUAUUUCUAAAUGGAGAAGUAAAGAAAACAGUGAAGAUUUUCGGUAUGCUCAAAUUGUACCUGCUAUGAUGAUGGAGCAUGUGAAACUUCUUUCAUAUGAUAGAGAGUCUAAAAAGGUUGUUGAUGGUAGAAAUGUGGACAUUGUUUCUAUGUUUUAUAAUGUUAGUAUUCCUCCUUCAAUUUGGGUUGUUGAGAUUAGUAGGAAAUUUCAAAGAUUGAUUGUUUCUAGUCAAGAGAACAGCGUAGCUAGACAGUUUUGUGAUUAUGCUGUUGAGGAUGCAAAGAAAAAUGUUGAAGAUGAGAUUGGGUAUGUGCAUACUGAAGAGUUUGAUGUGGUUUAA